This is a messenger RNA of Ostertagia ostertagi, 450 nucleotides long. NCBI's taxonomy places the organism in Eukaryota, Metazoa, Nematoda, Chromadorea, Rhabditida, Trichostrongylidae. The record is from the annotation of a GenBank genome assembly.
AUGGGAACAACCGCUCUCGAGGCUGCCACAGGAGAUGGACCUCAAACGGAAGACAAGUACAUGGUCUACUCAAACAUAACUCAAAAAGUGGAUCAUUUUGGCAAUGUUUCUGCCACAUGGAAGCAGCGUUACCAGUACAACUCGAAGUUCUACAACGCAACCAACGGCAUUGUUUUUCUGAUGCUCGGCGGUGAAGGCUCAAUUUCGCCUCCGGGUGAUAAGUGGGUAAGAGACGAGAGCAUAACCAUGAUGCAGUGGGCUAAGAUGUACGGCGCGGCCGCGUUUCAGGUUGAGCAUCGCUUUUAUGGACCCAAGGAAAACAGCCCAUUCGGACCACCAAAUCUUUGUGCGACCAGCUUUCUGCAGAAAUUCAAAAAGUACGUGAACGUUGCAUUUCAGCAAGCAAGACACUGCAUCACUGAAGUUCCUCACUAUCGAUCAAGCACUUGA